AUGUUUUCGACAGAAAGUGAUUCGGAGUCAGACCCAGAAGACGUGGAUCAGGAUAUGACUGGAGAUUCGGAAGACGAUCAAAACUCUGGUGGGUCGAUUUCGUCUUCAAGUGAUCCGGUGUCAGACUCAGAAGAGGAUCAGGAUGAGACUGAAGAUUUGAAAAGCGAUCAAAACGCUCGUCGAUCGAUUUCGUCUUCGAAAAAAAAGGCCCCGGUGUCAAAGCCAGAAACCGUGGGUCGUAAUAUGCCUGGAGCUUUGAAAGGCGAUCAAAACGCUCGUGGACCGAUUUCGGCAAACUAUCAGGGAAAACCAAGAAACGCUUUGCCCGGAUAUGCACAUGGCGGACCGUCUAUGAAAGUCUCGGAUUGGACACAGCGUCACAUGCAACAGCAACGCGGACAGAAGAAAAAAGACAAAAAA
Messenger RNA from Mesorhabditis belari, 420 nucleotides. The record is from the annotation of a GenBank genome assembly. NCBI's taxonomy places the organism in Eukaryota, Metazoa, Nematoda, Chromadorea, Rhabditida, Rhabditidae.